GGAAGCUGGAAGCGCUGCGGUUGGGAGGUCGGGCCGAGGUUGUGAGCGGACAGGGGGAGGAGUUGCCGCGCAGUCUCUCGCAGUUUAUCUGUUUCACAUCUCUGCCGCUCUCUGUUGUGUUUUCCGCCUCUACCGCUGAAGAUGAGCUCAGAGGUGGGGCAGCAGCAGCAGGAGAACUCUUCCAUUGAUGUGACUCAAAGUGUGGAAGAGGAUCCACCAAUAGACCAUCCCCUCUUGUAUACUGAUGCUUUGGUUGGUGAUGUGAGACCUUAUUUUAAAGGUGUGCCAACAGUAUGUUGGGGAAUUCUGUUAAUAUUUCUGCAUGUUGCUUUUGUGGCUCUGGCAUUUUCUUUGGGUUUUUUAUGUGUAACAUCAUCUGACAAUUGUAGCAAUGUCCUUGGGUCUUUCAAACCUGUGACUGUUAUAAUAAUUACAAAAGUAGUCCUUUGGACCCUGCAUGCUGUCUUUGAAUAUUACUUGCAAGCUCAGCACUCCAAAGUCAGAAACAGAGGCUAUCUGGCACUAUACCGUUCCAUAAGGCAUUUGAAACACCUGCCACUUUUCAUUCAUUCUACGGGAAAUGUAGUUAUCCUGCUUGUACUUGCAGUGCAGCUGUCUUUUGAACUGAAAGGCCUGUCGAUGUAUAUUAUUCUUGGAGUCCUGACAGUGGAGCUUUUCAUUUCUUCAGUUUGCCUCUUCAUUUACACAGUGAAGAUCACAAAGUUCAAUAGGAUGAAACCGUGUCCUGACAUCCAAGAGGAAGAGAGAAGACACAGAUAUCCUAAUCGCACUAAUAUUCGGUCAGAGACUGGAUUCAGGGACGGAUCAAACUUGGAAAACCUGGUAGAAAAGCAAGCGGACCUCAUUGAUUACUUAAAAAUGCACAAUGUGCAGUUAAGUAGAAGACUACUGGCCCUAAUAUCCCAACAAGUCCAGGACUGAGUUUCUGAAAGAAAAACUUAAAAACUAGCCAAAAAAUGAAACUUUGAAUGUUGCCAGCUGUAGGGCAAUUUCAAAUGUGGAAAGAGUUUAAAUUGGUUAAAAUGAUAGCUUGACGAUGUGUUGCUUUGGGAGUUGAGAUUUGCUACAAACGCCUAUUUUUUUCCCCAUUUCCCCAUCUGUUGUACAAUUCAAUCAUGUGGCAAAAUUAAUGUGGCAAAUUUAGCUUGCCAAACCAGUGCCAAAAGACCUUGUUGUGAACGAUAAUGUGGGAUAAUUGUACACCUGUACUGGUGAAGAUUUUCCUCUUUGCUUUUGUAAUCUUGGCCUUCAUUUGCUAUGGCAGUGUUGAAGAUGUGCAUUGUGAAAAUGACUUCCUUUAAGAAAUGUUUAAGCUAUGAAGAUAUAUAGAACAUUAAGCUGCUCUUGAGGACUAUGCUAAAUAGGCCAGAUUGAAUUUUUACUGAUAUGUUAGUCACUUCAAUACAAAGAUGUAUGAACUACUGGGCACCUAAGAAAACAGUAUUUUUCACUGACCUAAGGUGUGAUUUGAAUUCUGUGACUUGUACAAACUACAAUUGAAAUGUUAAUAGCAAUUAUAUAAAUUUUUUUCAUAAAAUUCACUGAUUAUUUUCUAA
Molecule: messenger RNA, 1577 nt
Organism: Pristis pectinata (smalltooth sawfish)
Lineage: Eukaryota; Metazoa; Chordata; Chondrichthyes; Rhinopristiformes; Pristidae
Gene: tmem192
Product: transmembrane protein 192
Exons: 6
Coding region: 142-942 (266 amino acids)
Cellular component (GO): lysosomal membrane; late endosome
Source: RefSeq, a predicted model, not a curated record